AUGAGCUCCCCCUCUGCUCCCUCUGCUCUCCCCACUCUUACUUCCCCCGCUCCCCCUGCUCCCCCUGCUUCACCCUAUUCCUCCCCUUUCCUUUUGCUCAUCCUGUUCCCCCUGUUCGUACCUUGCCCUUCUGCUCCUUCUGUUCCCCAUGCUCUUCCUACUUACCUACUCCCCCUACUUCCCCCUACUCCUCCUACUCCCCCUUCUUCUCCUUACUCCCCCUACUUCCCCUACUCCUCCAGCUCACACCUCCAUUUUACUCCCUCACUCUCCUUGUUCUCUUUGCCUCCUCUACUCCCCCUGUUUCCCCCUACUCUCCCUACUCCUACCUCCACUCCACUCUCCCACUUCCCCUGCUCCUUUUUCUUCCCCUACUUCACUUGCUAUCCCCUUUCCCUCUUCUCCUCCUUACACUCCACUCCAUUGCUCCAAUUUUUCUCGUAUGCUUCCUAA
Hyalella azteca is the source of this 453-nucleotide messenger RNA. Its product is annotated as WAS/WASL-interacting protein family member 3-like. Bases 1 to 453 code for a protein of 150 amino acids. The record is from RefSeq and is a predicted model, not a curated record. The transcript has a single exon. Lineage: Eukaryota; Metazoa; Arthropoda; Malacostraca; Amphipoda; Hyalellidae.